CGUCUAGCGACUUGGCUGGAACUGUCUGUGGAACCUGUUUUACAAACUCUGGCACCAGUUGCCUAGCAGUGGCAACAGGGAGCAAGUCGGUUCAACUGUGUCUGUGGUGAGCAGGUGGCUUGCCCUGCUUCCCGCCGGACAACGAUCGAAUUCUACCGGUUGAGCUGCGGGGGUGCUCCUGACAGCCGGGAUGACCACCCUCACCCACAGAGGCAAGCGUGUGGAGACGUCCACGGCGGUGGUGGAGAGUCGAGACCCAGAUGAGGACGAGGCCCUGACCGAAGCAGACCCGGAUGAGGAGAAUGACUACGACUCCAAAGCCCUGCGCCUCACUCUUAUGGAGGAAAUCCUGCUGCUGGGACUCAAAGACAAGGAGGGCUACACGUCUUUCUGGAACGACAGCAUCUCAUCGGGGCUGCGGGGAGGCAUCAUGAUCGAGCUGGCCAUUAGGGGGCGCAUUUACCUGGAGCCAGCCACCAUGAGGAAGAGGAGACUCCUGGACCGCAAGGUGCUGGUGCGGUCGGACGCCCCCACUGGUGACGUGCUGCUGGACGAGGCACUGAAGCACAUAAAGGCUACCAAGCCCGCAGAGGACGUGUGCAGCUGGAUACAGCUACUCACCGGAGAGACGUGGAACCCCAUGCGCAUGCACUUCCAGAUGCGCAACGUGCGCGAGCGCCUGGCCAAGAACCUGGUGGAGAAGGGCGUGCUGACCACCGAGAAGCAGAACUUCCUGCUCUUCGACAUGACCACGCACCCGCUCAACAGCAGCAGCGGCCAGAAGGAGGCGCUGGUCUCCCGGCUGCAGGAGAGCCUGCUGGAGCGCUGGACGGGCGAGCCCCACCGGCUGCGGCGCCGCACGCUUGCCCUGCUGGUGCUGGCCCACGCCUCCGACGUGCUGGAGGCCACGCUGGGCUCGCUGUCGGACGAGCGCUACGAGACGGCCGUCACGCGCUCGCAGGCCGUGCUGGAGGCCGAGCCGGACACGCAGGCCUGCAAGACGGCCGCGCCCGCCGACGAGAUGAUCUGGGCCGUGCUCGCCGCCUCCAAUGUCUGA
Engraulis encrasicolus (European anchovy) is the source of this 1057-nucleotide messenger RNA. Its product is annotated as Golgi phosphoprotein 3-like A. Bases 191 to 1057 code for a protein of 288 amino acids. The record is from RefSeq and is a predicted model, not a curated record. Gene Ontology annotation, cellular component: trans-Golgi network; Golgi cisterna; cytosol. The transcript is spliced from 5 exons. NCBI's taxonomy places the organism in Eukaryota, Metazoa, Chordata, Actinopteri, Clupeiformes, Engraulidae. Gene Ontology annotation, biological process: Golgi vesicle budding; retrograde vesicle-mediated transport, Golgi to endoplasmic reticulum; Golgi to plasma membrane protein transport. Gene Ontology annotation, molecular function: phosphatidylinositol-4-phosphate binding.